CUUUCUUUUUUUUUUUCUUGUUUUAAUUCCUUCUUUCACCAUGUCUAGCUCUGUUAUUGACAUGCAAUUGUUUUUUAUGGGAUUACAUGAAAAGAAUAAUAUCUUUUCUUGUAAAAACACCGAUCAAUUGUCAUCGUUAUGGGCAGCCUUUACCAAAUGUAAAAGAAAUUUACGUGAUGGAUUUCGACUUGAAAAUAUGUCUUGGCGAUUAUGGUAUCGGGAAGUCAUGAUUCGGAAAAGAUUGGAUACAGAGACCGCCAUUAUCUUAUCAUCAUCAACAGAACAACAACAACCUUAUACCAACAUUGAUAAUGAUUAUACCAACGGUUCAACAUUAACUCGAACGCGCUCAUUACCUUCUUUCUCUCAACAGCAUGAUAUCAUCGAUACUUGUAAAGUGACAUCUCCCAAAUCAUUACCAGAACCUCCUACUUCAACGUCAACAUGCAUGAUCAAACGAUCCAAGUUUUAUAUCGAUCAUGAGGAUGAUGAAGUCAGCUCUCUAUAUGACGAUGAUAUGGAUUCAUCUUGUUAUUCAAGUAGUGUAUCAUCUGAUCCAUCACUGGAGGAAGAACAAGAUAAUGAUACCUUUGUUAAUGGCAAAAAGAACUCCCUUCUCUCCAAUUUAUUACAACAAAAAGAAACAAGUCAAUCAAAUGGAGGCGGAUUACGACGGUGCCAUUGCUAUAAUAGAUUAGAUCAAUGGUUUAAUGAAGCUUUAUCUUCAUGAUGAUAUCUAGUUGUUUAGUUUGUUAAUUAGUUUUUAUUAUCUAUGUAGUACUUUUAUCACUCAUCAUCAUUCAUUAAAAUAAAAUAAUACAAUCAUCCUUA
Messenger RNA from Halteromyces radiatus, 831 nucleotides. RefSeq lists its product as uncharacterized. Gene Ontology annotation, cellular component: cytoplasm. The coding region runs from base 41 to 730 and encodes 229 amino acids. Gene Ontology annotation, biological process: regulation of nitrogen utilization; negative regulation of transcription by RNA polymerase II; mitochondria-nucleus signaling pathway. The record is from RefSeq and is a predicted model, not a curated record. Lineage: Eukaryota; Fungi; Mucoromycota; Mucoromycetes; Mucorales; Cunninghamellaceae. The transcript has 2 exons.